Messenger RNA from Vitrella brassicaformis, 1567 nucleotides. The record is from the annotation of a GenBank genome assembly. Lineage: Eukaryota; Vitrellaceae.
CACAGACAGAAAGGGACAGAAAGAGAGGAUGUGUACAGAUGGGUGUCGAUUGUGUGUGUGUGUGUGCAGGUUCGUGCAGGUUCGUGUGUGUGAGCUGCCCUCCUCGUUCGUUCACUUCACAUGCGUUAAAGUCAUGCAGAUGGAAACGUACAACUGCUGCUACAGAGUACCACAUUUACACAGGAAGAAAGAGCUAGAAAGAGCCAGCAGGUCACACCCCAUCUGUACACUUCCCUCUAUCUCAAACAGGCAGCAGCCACCACCAAAAACAGCUGGGAUCUUCGGUAACUCGCGGCUUCUUUCUCAGCAUCAGCAUCGUCGGCAGGUCAGCUGGUCGCCUUUGUGUUCUUGAAGGCAGCGGCGGCAUUGUUGAGGACGUGAAGCGCCAUGCAGAACAGACCCGAGUGAUACUGCACAUGCACACAGAUGGAUGAAAGGACAGCCUGUGUGUAGGUCCUCUUGUGUGUGCACGUGUGUACCUUCUCCAUGAGCAUGGCCAUGCUGAUGGACAGACCGAUGGCCCGCAGACUCUCAUUGUCCGCCAUGCAGUUCACAUACGUCUGGUAGUCGAUCGUCUCCUCCUCCUUCUCGAGUCGCUCGAGCCACUCGGCCUCCGUCACGCCGAACGUGCUCUCCAUCCCAUAGCUCUCGUGCAGGCACGCGCAAACGAAUGUGCUGACCAUGACCCGCACGAAGCGCAUCACAGGCGAGUCGAUCAGCUGCUGCGCCUCGUCCACCUCUUCUUGCUGCUGUUCUUGUCUCGGUUCUCGCCUCCACAGGCGGCUGAGCAGCGGCCGCCGUCUUGCCGCCUCCACCAUUGCCUGGAGUGCCUCUCGCCGCUCCUUCCUCCUUCUGGUGUGGCGGCGGAUGAUGCUCAGUGGCAGCCGCCUCAGCAGCAGCUCCUGCACCAGCAGGCGACACUCGAUCUCCUCCACAAUCGGCGCGAUCACCACUCCACUCAGCAUCGAGUAGUGAGGCGACUUCGGUGUCAGACUGUGGAUCAGGGCUCUCUGCCGGCCACGCAACCACCCGAUGAUCCCCCCAGCUGCGCCAAAGAUGCGUACGGCAUGUCCGUGCCGCGAUAGCUCCUGAGCAAUGGCCGCGCCCAGGAUGACAGGGAGGGCGGGCAGCUCGGUGAGAUAGUGCAUGAUGAGCCGCUCGAACUGCUGCAGCUCGAGGCUGUGCUUGUGCUUGCGGAUCUCCCUCAGGUCCUCCUUGAGCAGUUUCUCCGCCUUUGCGAGGCCGGCCGGCGGCUCCUUGUGGCACUUCUUGAGCGCGCGAACCUCAACCAGCUGCUGGCAGAUGAGCCGCUCCAGCUGGCACACCUCGCAAAGCUCCAAGUCGUGCUUGGCGCUGCACUGCGAUGCCUUGACAGGCCGCAACGACGCAGCUGCGCUCUCGCACGAUGGCCGCUGACUAGGACGGCAGGGCUUGGCAGCAGCGGCAGCAGUAGAUGUGCCACGGCAGCGUCGGCUGAAGAAAGACGUUUGUCCGGCAGAGAUGAGGUGCAGGCAGCUCAGAAAGAGAACAGGAAACGCCGGAAAGGGAUACAUCCUGGAUGAUCGGG